CCUAUUUCUUCGGUUCCCAUCAACUCGUUUUAAUCUCCAUCUGCUUCAUAUUCCUCUCUCCUUUUCCAUGUCUUCCUCUGCCGGGAGCUUCGAGGCCUCUUCGGCCAUCUUCUCCUUCUCUACCCCCCACACAACGUCCUUCUCAGACCUGCUUUGUGGCGCCGACGACGCCUCCACCGCCGACGAAACUUCGAAGUCGGUUAGAGGAUUUAGCGACAAGGGAGGAGGAGGAGGAAUACCAAAGUUCAAGUCCAUAACUCCUCCCUCACUUCCCAUCUCGCCUCCUCCCUUCUCUCCUUCCUCUUACUUCGCCAUCCCCGCUGGCCUCAGCCCCGCCGAGCUCCUCGACUCACCUGUGCUUCUCUCUUCAAACAACCGGCUUCUCCCUUCUCCAACCACUGGGACUUUUCCUCUCAAAGCUUUUAACUGGAGUGGUAAUUCUGGUAACCAUUAUGAGGACAAGAAAGAUGUAAACAGAGCUUUCUCGGAUUUCUCCUUCCAGACUCAGCAGAGACUGAAUGUUUUCAAGGGAAGCCAGCAAUCAUGGAACUACCAAGAACCUAAUAUCAAAACUGAGCUCUCUGCACCGAACGUCCAAGCCAAUAACACUAUUAAAGAGCAGAAAAAGUCUGAAGACGGAUACAACUGGAGAAAAUACGGGCAAAAGCAAGUAAAAGGGAGCGAGAAUCCUCGGAGUUAUUACAAGUGCACGUUUCCCAAUUGCCCGACGAAGAAGAAGGUUGAAAAGAACCUCGAAGGCCAAAUCACAGAGAUAGUCUACAAAGGCACUCAUAACCAUCCCAAGCCACAAUCAACUCGAAGAAACUCUUCUUCUUCCUCCUCUCAGUCGUUUCAACCCCUCGUCUCCUCCGCUGCGGCUUCCGAAGCUUCGGAGCACUCCCAUGGCGUCCGGUCGGGGACGGCGAUGGAAUCGGUGGCUACGCCGGAUAAUUCGUCGGUAUCUUUCGGUGAGGAUGAAGUUGAUAGGAACAUUCAAAGGACUAAUCGUGCAUCAGAGGAGUUCGAGGAGGAAGAGCCUGAUGCUAAGAGAUGGAAGAAAGAAGGAGAGAACGAAGGGGCAUCCGUUGCCGGAAACAAGACGGUGAGGGAGCCCAGAGUUGUGGUGCAGACCACGAGCGAUAUAGACAUUCUCGACGAUGGCUAUAGAUGGAGAAAGUAUGGGCAGAAGGUAGUGAAGGGGAAUCCAAACCCAAGAAGCUACUACAAGUGCACCACAGUCGGAUGCCCUGUUCGUAAACAUAUUGAGAGGGCAUCGUAUGAUCUGAGGGCAGUCAUAACCACCUACGAGGGCAAACACAACCAUGAUAUCCCCGCCGCUCGUGGCAGCAGCAACCAUUCUGCGAAUCGACCGCCGGCGUUGGAGAAUGCUCAGGCCAUCACCACCACAAUCCGGCCGUCGCCGGCCGUCGCCGCAAACUCUCGCUUUGGCCAAAGAUUCGACACCUUUCAGCACUCUCAUUCACCAUUCGCGCUUGAAAUGUUACCGACCGAUCAGGGCCACUAUGACGACGGCUUUUCAGGAUUUGGAAAUCCUUCGAAUUCUUAUAUGAAUCAUCAUCAACAACAACAGCAGCAGCAGCAGCAGCAGCAACAGCAGAAGCAAACCGGGAAUUUGUUCCCGGUGGCGAAGGAGGAGCCGAGAGAUGAUAUGUUCUUUGAGUCGCUUCUUUGCUAAUUAAAAAUGGAAAAAAUUGCAUUAAUAUAUUUUGAUAUAAUUUAUAUUCUAAUGGCUUAAAAUUAUUCAAUUUGCUUUGAGAUUACUGAUUAUUAUAAUUUUUUAUUAUAAAAUAUAUCUCAAAGCAAAUUUAAUAAUUUGUAAGCUCGUUCUGAUAAUUAUAUUAUAAUAUACAAUUUUUUUCCCAAAAAAAAAAGGUUUGAAAUUGCAUCAUACAGAGACACAAUGGAAUAUUUACAUACAUUGCCCUAUAAAAAAAUAUUUGUAGAUGUUUAUAAUAAGUAGGUUGAAAUUUUCAGAAAGAAUAAGAAGGGCGAUAUUUUCUGCUUUCGUAUUUGUUUGUUUGUUGUUUAUUAUGAUAAGUUUGUUUAUUUGUUUUAUUAUUAUUAUUAUUAUUGUAAAUGAGAUAUAGAGAAGGUUGGAGAUGUCAA
Messenger RNA from Dendrobium catenatum, 2127 nucleotides. RefSeq names its product probable WRKY transcription factor 26. NCBI's taxonomy places the organism in Eukaryota, Viridiplantae, Streptophyta, Magnoliopsida, Asparagales, Orchidaceae. The record is from RefSeq and is a predicted model, not a curated record. Gene Ontology annotation, molecular function: sequence-specific DNA binding; DNA-binding transcription factor activity. The coding region runs from base 68 to 1696 and encodes 542 amino acids. The transcript is spliced from 5 exons. Gene Ontology annotation, biological process: regulation of DNA-templated transcription.